AUGAGUACAGUUAUGGAUCUGACCCUCGAUCACCCCGAAGACAUGGACUUAACUUUUAACCUUCCUCCUGUCAGCACUUCACCCUCGCAGACUGAAACCUCAGGUGGUGCCGAGCAGCAGACGAUGAGAGUUUACCUCAGAGUCAGGCCCUUCUCUAAAGUGGAGCUGUCUGACAAUGAAGACCAGGAUUGUGUGGUGAUUGAAAACAUCAAGACAGUGACUCUUAAUGCACCUAAGGGUUCCGCCACCAUGAAGAGCAGCGAGAAGGGCAUCGGCUUGUCGAUCCACAAGUUCUCCUUCUCACAGAUUUUCGGUCCAGAGACGACACAGGCUGAGCUCUUUGAGGACACGGUCAAAAGCCAAAUGUCCGAUUUCUUGGAUGGAACGAAUGCACUGAUAUUCAGCUACGGUGUCACCAACGCUGGGAAAACCUUCACAAUACAAGGGACCCCUAAAGAUCCGGGGAUACUCCCUCGAGUGCUGGACGCCACCUUCCACCACAUUGGAGGCGACCAGUACGAGCACAUGGACCUGAAACCCUACCUCAGGAAUGACUCACAGUUUCUCGAUUCUGACCAAGUCAAGAGGGAGAGGAGCGCUAAAGCUGCCAUUUUUGCUUCAGUCAAAGAUGAGUGUGAUCCCCUCAGAGCCAGUUGUGGGUCAGCGCGUUUGCGCUUUUCUUCCACCUCACAUUCAUCCCCCUCUUUGUCCUACAAACAAACAGAAGCAGGCAGAAGCCAGUUUGCUUUAUGGGUGGCGUUCUUUGAAAUCUACAACGAGUGCGUGUAUGAUCUGCUUCAACUCUCCCUGUGCUCCAAGUCCAAGAAACGGGCUUCUCUUCGUGUGUGUGAUGAUGGUGCAGGAAAUGCUUACGUUAAAGAUCUGAAGUGGAUCAACAUCCAGAACCUGGGCGAAGCAGACAAACUACUGCAGUUUGGGAAUAAAAACAGAAGCGCUGCAGCCACCAAGAUGAACCAGUCCUCAAGCCGAAGCCAUAGCAUUUUUACCAUGAAGUUACUUCAGAUUGACGACGAUGAAGUUAAAAGAAUGUCAGAGUUUUCUCUGUGUGACCUGGCUGGCUCCGAAAGAUGCAACAAAACCAAAACGUUCGGAGAGAGGCUGAAAGAGGCGGGAAACAUAAACAACUCUCUGCUCAUUCUGGGGAAGUGCAUCACUGCGCUGCGCAACAAUCAGACGGACCGAAUGAAGAGCAGCAAAAUUCCCUUCCGAGAGAGCAAACUCACCAAGCUCUUCCAGGCCGUUUUCUGCGGCAAAGGAAGAUCGUCUAUGAUCGUCAACAUCAACCAGUGUGCUUCCACCUAUGAUGAGACUCUCCACGUAAUGAAAUUCUCUGCCGUCGCCAAACAGGUGUUGCAGGUGAUCCCCGACAAACCUCUGAGAUCUCUGGCUCCUUGUCUGGUCGGCCGCGAUGGCAAACCUCUGAUUAGGAACGGGGUGAUUGACAACCAGGCCCUGGAGAGCUACCUGUCUGAAGAUGAGCUGCUUGAUGAGGAGAAUGAGGCCGACAUGUCUUUGCUGCCACAGAAUGUAACAUACUGCUCCACAUCACAUUCAGACUUGGAGCUUGUGAAUGCGAUAGAAAGCCUCCGAACAAAACUCCUGGCUGAAAGGAGAAGAAACCUGGUGCUGGAAAUGGAGAUUCGCAAGGAAAUGGGAGAUGCAAUGAUACAGCAGCUCAUGGAGAGUGAAGAACUCCGCAGUCGACAAAUUGAUGAGCUGAAGGAGAGCUACCAAGAAAAGCUGGAGAACACUUUUGAGAUGUACAAGGAUGCCAUCAAAGAGCAUGCUUACCAGAGCGCCAUGAACAAUCUGCAAGACGACUACGUGCCUCUGGAUGAGUUCAUCGCCGAAGAGGAGAAAGUAGAGGCCCUUAGAUGUCAAGUGGCAGAGAUGGACAGCAGAAGAGUGUCUUCAGUUCCAUCAGUACACCAGUCAUGUCAGACUUGCAAAUUGCCAGAAGCUGCAGGAGACGAUAGACACAAACGUCUUUUCAAAGAAAAGUGUGCCAUCGAGAGGAUUUGUGAAGAUAAACAAGAGUUGAUUUUGUCUCUAGAGAAAAGACUGAUGGAGCUAAGUCAAACGCUUCAGAAGGUCAGGGAUGGUUCCCUGGAGAAAUCAGCGGAUCUGGAGGUUCUGCAGAGGAACUAUGAUGAUCAGACAAAAUCAGUGGAGGACUUCCUCCGGCAGAACGCUGAGAAGGACCGGGAGAUUGCCUCCCUGAAGGUGGAAGUUGCCAAGUUCUCCCAGAAGUCUCCUGUGCAGCCAAAGGUGAAGCGAGGCCUGCUUGCCAACAUCAGGGAGGCAGUGACCUCUCCACGGAAAGGUGCAUCUGGCCGAACGCUCAGGAAAACUGCUCGGACUGCACAACACUGA
Messenger RNA from Limanda limanda (common dab), 2394 nucleotides. RefSeq lists its product as uncharacterized. Gene Ontology annotation, molecular function: microtubule binding; ATP binding; ATP hydrolysis activity. The transcript has 18 exons. Gene Ontology annotation, cellular component: nucleus; microtubule; kinesin complex. The record is from RefSeq and is a predicted model, not a curated record. Bases 1 to 2394 code for a protein of 797 amino acids. Lineage: Eukaryota; Metazoa; Chordata; Actinopteri; Pleuronectiformes; Pleuronectidae. Gene Ontology annotation, biological process: microtubule-based movement.